Mixia osmundae IAM 14324 is the source of this 1893-nucleotide messenger RNA. Its product is annotated as glycosyltransferase family 31 protein. The record is from RefSeq and is a predicted model, not a curated record. The transcript has 4 exons. Bases 1 to 1893 code for a protein of 630 amino acids. Gene Ontology annotation, cellular component: membrane. Gene Ontology annotation, molecular function: acetylglucosaminyltransferase activity. NCBI's taxonomy places the organism in Eukaryota, Fungi, Basidiomycota, Mixiomycetes, Mixiales, Mixiaceae.
AUGAAAGCGAUACUCGAUCUGCCCGUCCUGCUGAGCCUCGCUUACAUACUAAGUCCUUUGCUCACUCUUGUAUGGCGCCGCGUCGUAUACCAGUCGUCAGACAUCGCGGCAACGAGUAUAGACGAGAUCACCUACAGCAAUGCCGCUGGCAGUCACCAAGUGCUCGACGAGUUAGAUGACGACGUGUAUCGCUCAGCUGCAGACAGGGCAGGUUUGCCGAUCUGUCCGAGUAGCGCGCCGAGCGCUCGCGUCGAGUUGCGCCCGUUCUUGUCUGUUCAGCUUAAUGCUCAAAGGACCUGGUUCGCUGAACCCGGCACGCAUUUCUACUCGAGUCGCCUCGCAUCUAUGCAGACCGUCAUUGCAGCCGAAGGCCUCGAUAUUCAGAAGGCAAGCAAGACCAUCGCACUGGCAUCUGUUCACCGCCAACCGCCUCGCUUGAGUAGCCGGCGUCGAGGCAGUAGACUCUUCUUCCUCUUUGCGACUUCGCCCGAGCGCGCGCAGCAUCAAGCAGAGUAUUGGCACCAUUACCUCAAUUGGGGCGCCCGCAAGUCCAAUCUUCACAAAGCCGCAUCUGAUCGUGAAAGUGGAGCAGACGAUGGUCCAGGCUGUCUUGUUGUAGACAACACCGAGCUCAGCCCGGACGCUUCAAAUCCUAGCGCAUCUGUGCCGGAAUUGAAUCGCAGGAGACCUGCUAUGCUGCAAACCCAAGCACACUUUCGCCGGCUUGGUCUUUCUUGUACGAUGACAGUAGGUCUGCGAGAGCGCUCGGUCUAUAGCGACAGACUGCGCUAUGGCGUCAGCCAUGGCGCGACAACGUCUACAGAGCGCGUCCUCAGUCUCGUUGUGCUCGGCUGGCAAGCAGCUCUGCGCGAGGAGCGAGCCACCGAAUGGUUCCUUGUCUUAGACGACGAUACGUUCUUCAUCGAUCCUCACAACCUAAUAGACGCGUUAGGGAGAUACGACUCCGAUCAAGACUGGCUGUUAGGCGGCUAUAGCGAAGCUGAAAUCCAGCAGUGGACUUGGGGUCAUAUCGCAUACGGCGGAGGCGGCAUCAUCAUUUCGCGAUCAUUGAUGAAGAAGAUGCACGACCAGUAUGAGGGAUGUAGGGCGCACAACAUCAUCAUCAAUGAGCAUCAAGGCGAUGGCAAGCUUACAUUUUGUGCUGCGCUCGUCAUCGGAGAACUCGAUCGUUUCAACAAGCACCUCGGCGUGAAGAGCAGGAUGACGGAUCCAUUGUUCCAGUGGGGUUCCAACAACGUCGUCACUCCCUUAGAAGGUCUCAAUCAGAUGGACAUCGGUGACGAUUCCAGUGGCUUCUUCCAGAGCGGCUUGGAAGUACUCAGUGUCCACCACUACAAUUCUUGGACUAUGAUUUUUCCACAACGCCAUCUGGAGCAGCUUCGCUUUGCGCCAGGCCAUCAAUCCGCCGACGCUCGUGUGCUCUCGCUUCGCCUUCUGGCAGCAGCUGCUUGGACUUUAGGUGGCGGUAAUCUCUUUAGACGAAGCGUCUUCGACGAUGGCAAGGUGGUACUGGUACUCGGUUACAGCAUCACUUUCUACGCGAAGCCUCUCUCAAGAGAAGAUCUCAAUCGAACCGAAUGGACCUGGCAGGAUUGCUGCGAGCCCGUGCGACAGCACCGACCAAGUCUCGUGGAAGGUUUUGACAAGUUGACGUAUUAUCUGUCCUACGUCUGGAUAGAGGAUGACGACACACAUUCUCAGGGGAUUCUGCUAACGGGAUCACGCAAGCAGAAGCGUCGCGUACGCAAAGCUCGUCUCGGCUACAAAUGCACUUGGCGCGCAAUCAAUGAUUUUCUCAAGAGCUCGCACAAGGCGUCCAGUCAGCUGACCACAGACAUAGAAAGUGUCAUCUUGUUGCCAUUGGUCGAUUAG